This is a messenger RNA of Phlebotomus argentipes, 2951 nucleotides long. Its product is annotated as solute carrier organic anion transporter family member 74D-like. Gene Ontology annotation, biological process: transmembrane transport; sodium-independent organic anion transport. The record is from RefSeq and is a predicted model, not a curated record. NCBI's taxonomy places the organism in Eukaryota, Metazoa, Arthropoda, Insecta, Diptera, Psychodidae. Gene Ontology annotation, molecular function: protein binding. Gene Ontology annotation, cellular component: membrane. The transcript is spliced from 5 exons. Bases 135 to 2135 code for a protein of 666 amino acids.
AACAAGCUUAAUCUUCCACUCAAGUGUUUUAAUGGUCAUCAAGAUAAUAAGUGCGUGAAAACUGCUUCCGACACAGCUGAAAAGCAUAAUUGGAUCAGUCGCUUGGGGAGAGUGCUUCGGGCGAGAAGUGCGACAUGACGCAGGAAGGUGGUGAAAGUGAGCGGGGGCGCUUCAUUCCGGGCAAUCCCAGUCGCGCUGAGCAGCAGGAUGAGGUCCUGCCGCUGACCAAGGACACCACGUGUGGCCUGGGCCCGUUCAAGUGGCCAUUCCUCCAAAAAUUCGCAAACAAGAACGUCUAUGUGGUAAUCAGCGGUAUAUCAGGCGCCUUUUUCAUCAGUCGCUUCACAUACUUCUACGGCACAAUCUCGACGAUUGAGAAGAGAUUUAAGAUCCCCAGCCGAAACAUCGGUUAUCAGAACAUAGGUCAUGAAAUCGUACUGAUUGUCGUGGCAAUCUGCGUGACGUAUUUCGCUGGAAAGGGUCACAAGCCACGAUGGAUUGGCGUGGGAUUGCUGGCCACAACGCUUUCCUGCUUCCUCAUGGCCGUUCCGCACUUCAUCUACGGCGGAGGAAGCGCAGAAUCCUUCAGUGUGGAAUAUGGUUCAGAUCCCAGUCGAGACGAUGCGGCGGACAUUCUAGAGCGCGAGAAGAGGAAGGGAUUGUGCAACUCAGACGCGGAUUAUGCAGCGAAGUGUGACACAGACGAAGGACAUAUCGAGCCACAAAUAAUGUUUUUCAUUGCACAAAUGAUAGCUGGAAUUGGAUCCGCGCUGUUCUCAAGUCUCUCGACUAUUUAUAUGGACGACAAUGUCAAGAGGGAAAACACGCCGUUUCUGAUAAGCAUAAUGUAUUUCCUGGGCAUGACCGGUCCUUUGAUGGGAUACGCUCUGGCUGGCUUCUGUGUCAAGUUCUUCGUGGCGCCUUCACUCACGCCCACAAUCGAGGACUCGGAUCCUCGAUGGAUAGGCGCUUGGUGGAUGGGAUGGCUCGUGCUGAGCACUCUCAUGUGCAUGUUCUCGCUGUCCAUCUGCCUCUUUCCCAAAGUCCUGCCAGAUGCUGCCAGGCGGAAGCACUUGGCUAUGCUGCAGAGUCAGACGCAAGUGUCAGAAGACGUCAUGCCGGCCAGCAUCAGUGACUUCCUAAAGACUCUCAAGCGACUACUGACGAAUAAGAUCUACGUCAUGUAUCAAAUAUCCAGCCUGUUCAGCAUCUACGGCAUGGAGCCGUACUUGGUUUACACACCGAAAUACAUUGAGGCGCUGUAUCAGAAGACACCAACGGAGUCCAAUUUCUACACAGGCAGCAUUGGCUUCAUCUUCACGGGAAUUGGAACUGUAUUGUCUGGAGUUGUGGUGUCGCGCUUCAAGCCAAGUGCCAGGAAGAUAGUCAUUUGGAAUUGUGUGAUUAACUUCUGUGCCAUUCUCUGCAAUCUUACCUACACUCAGCUUAGUUGUCCGGCAAAAGAGGCGGCCUUGGCCUCCAUGAACACAGCCAGCAUGCCAACAUCUUGCAGUGAGAAUUGCCACUGUGACUUCGUUCAGUACGCACCGAUUUGUGGCGAGAAUCACCAGACGUACAUCUCUCCCUGUCACGCUGGAUGCACUGAUCGCGUGGAUCUAGAGAAUGCCACGAAAAUCUUCACGAAUUGCGCGUGCAUCGGUGGAGGAUCCGCGACAGAGGGCGCGUGUCCCAUCGACUGCCAGAAAGAGUUCACGACUUUUCUCGUGGUCAUGAGCUUCCUGCGCCUCAUGAUGGCCACAGGCUUUGCCUCAAACUUCCUGCUGAGCAUCCGAUGCGUGGCCGAUAAGGAUAAAACCUUCUCACUGGGCAUCUCAAUGGCCUUCUUCAGUGUCUUCGCCUUCAUUCCCAUUCCUGUAGUCUUUGGCGCCCUCGUCGACAGCACUUGCGAUCUCUGGGGCAAAACGUGCACAACAAGCGGCAAUUGUUGGCUGUACAACGGACCUUCACUUAGAUACUUCCUGAAUCUCUCGACAAGCUUCACCAAUACAAUGGCUUUGUGUCUCAGCAUGGUGAUUGCGUACUUUGUUAAGGAUCUUGCAAUUUUCGAUGAGGGUGUGAAGAAGAAUGAGAAGCCACAGGAAGAGCGUGAAAAAAUAGAAACAACAAAUCUCUAGGAAAAAAUGUUGUUUUUAUUGAUUCGAAGAUGCAAUAAUUCGUCGUUGUUUUACUUUCUUGUGGUAGAAUCUCACCAGGAGCACGAGUAAGAUCGACAGAAAGAAGAUGGUUAGGGGUAUUAAGAUCCAAAUCAUUAAAUUAAUUUGCUGUUCAGUAUUUUGGAUACAUUCGAAAGGACUUUCACAUGUUUCUAAACACAACUCUCUUUGUCCAUCAUGCAUAUGUAUUUCAAAUGAUUGUCUUGGGAUAUUAAGAAACUCAAUCUUUCUAAAUAUAUCAUUGAUCAAAUUAUAGAAUUCACCUCUAGAGCUAAGGAAAUAGGAUUCAGUUACCAGACGAUGACUCAAUAUAAUUCCUAUAUCAUAACGAUUGUCUGGCAGAUUCUCGCAACCAAUUAAUAUUGUUAAAUCUCUGUCAUAGUAGAAUAAAAUUACAUUCUGCAAAUUGUUAUCUCUGUUACAUUUCAUGUUUUGGAAAUCAUUAAAACUCAUAACUCUUCUUUUGUAAAACUCCGAAAUGGAUCCAUUUUCGACAAGUGUCACAAUUCGAGCUGAAUUCUUACAGUGAUGCUUAGGUGAAAUACCAGGUCUUACUAUGUAAAUAAAAUGGUUCCAGUCAUACACAAAUGUUGAAGUUUCCCAGCAAUAGAAGGAUCUUCCGUAGAAAUGUCGGAAAAAGUGAUUUUUGCGAGAAGCGAACGGCAACAGAGCCACUAAACUUCGUACGUUGAAUUCUUUAACAUAUUUCGCAUCAAUAUAACAACUUGAAUUAUCAAAAUGUGGACAAGAGCCUGAGAAUAUUUCAGAUGUCACACA